AUGGCGUUGUCGGAUGACAAGAAAGAAGUGUCACAUGAAUCUGAGAAUGUGAUGAACAAUAUGCAAGACAUAGUAACAACAGCUAAUAUACAUAGUGAUCACGAACAAUUGGAGGGAAUUCGAGCGGGUGCCGUUGUUCGACCAGAACCUCUCUUUUACAGAAAAACAAGGCUUAUCAUAGAUACACAUUACAAUCCUGAACAUAAUAUACUAAGAAAUGGCCUAGAAGAAAUAGAAUUUCAAAAUAUUAAACUUAUCUCAUUGGACAAAUUAUUUGACAAUAAGCAUGAAGCUUUUCUUGGUUUUGGACUACCGAAUGUUUAUUUGACUAUUCCGAAUGAAGCUGGUGAUGGAUACAACAAAUUUGCUGCAUUCAUGCUUUGGCGUCAGAAGAGCGCAAUCCUCGAUACGAAAGGUCGUGUACAAUCAGGAUUUUUCAUUCGUUUUCGAAAUCUACCACAAGAUGGAUUAGAAGCACUUCGGCAAGCCAUGUCAAAACAUUCAAAUAGUCGACAUGUAUCUUGUGCUUAUGCCAAUGCGUGUGUGUUAAGUUCCGCUGGGUUUACUUGUGAUGGUUAUGAUUUGAGUAAUAAUUUUGGUGCUCGUUCAUUGUUUCAAGAAAUUUUCGAGAAUGGUUUGGAAUAUAGAGGAGAACCACUCGUUCUUGAUUUCAUUCGUACAACUCGUUUAACGCUCGAAGAACAUUUCCAUGAAGUACGAAAAAAAGAACUCACUAGUUUAGGUCGGAUAUGUAAUAAAAUUGUCAAUGAAUGUUUACCGUCAAAAAGUCAUGUUCGUGCACCCUUACUCGAAGCAAUAGAUAUUCCAGAGAAACCAACUGUUGUUGGUAAUUGUGGUUCAUUGACACGUUUAGAAAUUUCUCAUCCGGGUUUCUUUGGAGCAACAAUUAGAAGAGUAAUUGGAUCGCAUACACUCUUCAAGUUAACUGCAAAUAAAGAGCAAGUCGACAUUAAUAAUUUUCUACCACAAACACUGCGAGCAUUUGCAAUGAAAAAUCCGAGUUUAAUGACUCGAAUAAAGAAGUUCAUACUUUUCUCUCGACCCGUUGUUACCAUAAUACGAAGUCAACUGGCUUCGUGCUGGGAUGAUCAUGGCUAUUUUUCUCCAGGACCGCUAGCAUCUAUGAUGAGUAUUCACACUACAGCAGAGCCACAUCCGUACAAUAUCGUCAUCACUGGUGAUUUUCUCAUCGGUAUGCAUAAUAGUCCGGGCUUGAAGGCAGUAGAUUGGAUAUUAUCAAAACACGUUCUCAUAUCUGGUUAUGACGACGAUGUCCGUUUUGCAGGUGAAGCUUGGAUGCAACAUCAAGAAGAAGGUUUGAUUCUGCAUAUAUCGAGCAACUCUGGCACUUAUCAGCCUAAUGAUGAGCAACUUGAGAAUGCUGGAAAAUAUGUUUCUGCUGCAUUACCCGGCCUUAAAAUAGAGCUUCAUUCAAAUACAAUCACACCUUCAUCAAUUACUUCGAAACCAGUUCGUGAGCACGUUAACUAUUUUACCAUCAAGCAUUUACUAAUUAUCAUAUUAGCAUGUAUGAUUGGUCUUUAUUUCUUUGUAUCCGGAAAAUCCAAAUGA
Messenger RNA from Rotaria socialis, 1593 nucleotides. The record is from the annotation of a GenBank genome assembly. Lineage: Eukaryota; Metazoa; Rotifera; Eurotatoria; Philodinida; Philodinidae.